This is a messenger RNA of Scutellospora calospora, 139 nucleotides long. Lineage: Eukaryota; Fungi; Glomeromycota; Glomeromycetes; Diversisporales; Gigasporaceae. The record is from the annotation of a GenBank genome assembly.
AUGCCUGUAAGUAAAAAAGAAAAAAUAUAUAAAGUAAAAACUUUUACUAAGAAAACAUCAUGUUUAAAUUGUCGAAAGUGUGGUAUAAAAUAUGAAAAAGAAGAUAGUGAGAAAAAUUGUAGUCUUUGUACAAGACAAG